GCCAGUCGCAUCCAAGUCAGAGUUCGCACGUCGCGCAGUCCAAUCGCAAAUCGAAAUCGAAAUCCAAAUGUCGCGUCCGGUCAACCAAUCUCUGCUGCUGCUCCUGGGCCUGGUCUGCCUGCUGGGAGCCGCCUCUGCCAAGCCGCACGAGGAGCUGACCAAGGACCACGUCACCGAGCUGGCCAACGAGUGCAAGGCUGAGACGGGCGCCAGCGACGAGGAUGUGAAGCAUAUGAUGGACCACGAGGAAGCCGAGGGACACGAGGGCAAGUGCCUGCGCGCCUGCGUGAUGAAGAAGUUCCAGAUUAUGGAUGAGUCCGGCAAGCUGAGCAAGGAGCACGCCGUAGAGAUGAUCAAGGCCAUGAGCAAGCACGAUGCGGAGAAGGAGGACGCCCCCGCCGAGGUGGUGGAGAAGUGCGAGGGCAUCGAAGCACCCGAGGAUCACUGCGACGCUGCCGUCGCCUAUGAAUCCUGCCUCUACGAGCAAAUGAAGGAGCACGGUCUCGAGGUGGAGGAGCACUAAAGACCGAUCGACGACCCAUCCCGAACCCGUUACUGAAUCACAAGCGCCCCCUCCGGAAUGUAACCAUCCUUUUUUUUUAUACUUAAACCUAUGAAUAAUCUUUAAGUAACUCAUAAAGUGAAGAACUGCA
Molecule: messenger RNA, 653 nt
Organism: Drosophila biarmipes
Lineage: Eukaryota; Metazoa; Arthropoda; Insecta; Diptera; Drosophilidae
Gene: Obp19d
Product: general odorant-binding protein 19d
Exons: 4
Coding region: 68-523 (151 amino acids)
Biological process (GO): sensory perception of smell
Molecular function (GO): odorant binding
Source: RefSeq, a predicted model, not a curated record